AGGCAACGAAUGCCCGUACAUCAGUGGUAGGUGGCCUCGCGCCGCCUACCAUAUAUCUAUAGAAACUUAGAAAGCGAACGACAUAGAAACAUUGAAACAGCUGAAAGAAGAGAGGCGUCUGCUUCAGUUUUUUGCAAUCUUUCUUUUAUUCUCUUCAAUCUGAGUGAUUCAUUUUUCUGUGAAAUCGAGUUGUUUGAGGAUUUAGGAGUUGUAAAAGAAGAAUGGAGGCCAAAAUUGCGCUAAAGAUGCAAUUUUCUGCAUGUAUUGACACGGAUAAAUUCGCGAGGAGACCGAGUGUUUCUUUGCCGUUCUCUCAGAAAUUAAGAGAGCAGCACGGGCAUCCUAUUUCUUGUCAUUUUCAACCUAGAAGAACUUCGAAUUGGCAAAAACAUGUUGCGUUGGAGGCUUCUGGUUCUUACAGAAAUUUUCCAGCUCCAAUAUUGGAAUCUGGAAGUUUUCCUCCUUCUUUAGACGAGGCUUUGAUUUUGAAGAAUAAGUCACAAGAGAUUCUGCCGUAUAUAGAUGGACGCUGUAUAUAUCUUGUUGGGAUGAUGGGUUCUGGAAAAACAACUAUUGGCAAGAUUUUGUCAGAAGUGCUUGGUUAUUCAUUUUGCGACAGUGACACAUUGGUGGAGCUGGCUGUCGAGGGAACUUCUGUAGCUGAAAUAUUUAACCUCUAUGGCGAGGGCUUCUUCAGAAAUAAAGAGAGUGAGACAUUGCAGAAACUGUCUUUAACGCACCAUAUGGUUGUUUCCACUGGUGGCGGUGCUGUUAUUCGGCCUAUCAACUGGAAAUACAUGGCAAAAGGAAUUAGUGUCUGGUUAGAUGUACCUUUGGAAGCCCUGGCGCAGAGAAUCUCAGCUGUAGGAACUAAUUCUCGACCCCUUUUGCAUCAUGAUUCUGGUGAUGCUUACAAUAGGACUCUCACGCGUCUAUCCAACCUUUGGAAGGAAAGGGGUGAUGCAUAUGCCAACGCCAAUGCUAGGGUUUCCCUGGAAGAGAUUGCAGCCAAAUUGGGUCACAGAGACGUAACCAAUCUCACACCAACUGUUAUUGCCAUCGAGGCACUUCUACAAAUUGAGGCCUUUCUAAAGGGGGAAGAUGGCAUGGACAUUGCAACAUUGUAACCUACCUCUCCUUGUUCUGUUUUACAGACACAUUUUAGUGCUUUAUGAUGUAUUUAAUCUGUGGGAGCCAACGAUCCUCCCUUGUUGGUGUUUUUAGUUUUGGUGGAAGAAAAGGGCGCAUGUGGUGUUUCUAUUUUUUAAAAGGGAUAUUGCACGUGUAGCUUUCUUUGCUCAUCUCUUUAUUCAUCCUGUCAAAUAGAGUGCAGUAACUACUCAAAAGUGCAUGUAAUAAACGUGAAAUGUGAUAAUGUUAUGGGAAUGAUGUUAAAAGAUGUGGAGGGUGUAGGUGUGAAGGAAAGUUGUUUAUAAUAUUUCCCUCUUAUUUCA
This is a messenger RNA of Vitis riparia (riverbank grape), 1454 nucleotides long. RefSeq names its product shikimate kinase, chloroplastic-like. Lineage: Eukaryota; Viridiplantae; Streptophyta; Magnoliopsida; Vitales; Vitaceae. The record is from RefSeq and is a predicted model, not a curated record. The transcript is spliced from 11 exons. Gene Ontology annotation, molecular function: shikimate kinase activity. Gene Ontology annotation, cellular component: chloroplast. Bases 222 to 1127 code for a protein of 301 amino acids.